AUGAUACCCGUACUCACACUGAUGACGGUUUCGGCCGCUGUUAUUUUACUAGUUCUGCUCCAUCUUGUUCAGGACGAAUCCCAUUGCUCCUACCUGCACACCUGCCCUGAAGGCGAUUUCAUCUGUCGUUCCGGUGACUGCGUAUCCAGCCGUUUCAAAUGUGAUGGUGAAGUCGACUGUCCGGGAGGAGAAGACGAAAAUGGCUGCGAUUUUCUCUCAGUUUUCGUAAGCGCCAGCCGCUGUGAGGCGAAGACGAACAAAAUUGCACCAGAGCCGGGAGAAAGUCCAACGCGAAAGGAUGAGACGGCUGAAUGCGAUCCUGGCAUGGUCAUGUGUGCUGACCACACCGCGUGCUUUCCAAAACACUGGAUUUGUGAUGGCGAGGCUGAUUGUCUCGAUGAAAGUGAUGAG
Messenger RNA from Ostertagia ostertagi, 411 nucleotides. NCBI's taxonomy places the organism in Eukaryota, Metazoa, Nematoda, Chromadorea, Rhabditida, Trichostrongylidae. The record is from the annotation of a GenBank genome assembly.